AUGGAGGUGUUGAUCCUCCUGUGCAAGCGAUAUGGUAUUCUGGGUACCAAGCCCAAGGCCAAAGCCGUGAAGGAGUGGGCUGCCCUGGAGGGAGGGACGAUGCGUGUGGGUGCAAUGCACGGACUGUUUUUGGCAAAACGGUCCCCCGGAGCACGGUCGCAGAAAAUGUUGGUCCUCAAGCAGGUCAUCCGAUCUGCUGAUGAGUCGGGAGGUCGAGACCCAGAUGCCUCCCUGGACGGUGCACUAGAAGUACUUUCUGCCGAGGCAACGCCAAGCUCUCGCUCUCCAUCCGUGGCUCCGUCCCCGGAUAUGCUUCCGGAGGUGCGCAUUGAACUCCAAAGUGAGAAUGGGCUCCUCGGCAUUGGGCCGUAUCCGACAGAGGGGGAGGUCGAUCCCGACCUCAUUAAUGCGGGAAAGGAGACGGUCACAAUGAUUCCCGGCUCUUCGCUCUUCUCCUCCUCGGAGUCCUUUGGCAUGAUCCGAGGGUCCAAGGUGGACGUGACGAUCCUGGGCGCCAUGGAGGUGGCUGCAAACGGGGACCUUGCCAACUGGAUCAUUCCAGGGAAGAUGGUCAAGGGCAUGGGAGGAGCCAUGGACCUCGUGUCCUCCAACUCGAAAGUGCUCGUCGUCAUGGAGCACGUGGCGAAGGGCAACAAGCACAAGCUGAAAAAGAGCUGUGAUCUGCCACUUACCGGCAAAAGGGUUGUGGAUCGCUGCAUCACCGACCUUGCGGUCUUCGAUUUCGCCACCGAGGGAGCUGAGGUGCCUCCGGGGCGCCAGGAUCGUGGUUCUGCGGCUGAGGCGAGCAUUCCUGGCGCGGCUUGA
Messenger RNA from Symbiodinium sp. CCMP2592, 825 nucleotides. Lineage: Eukaryota; Dinophyceae; Suessiales; Symbiodiniaceae. The record is from the annotation of a GenBank genome assembly.